Molecule: messenger RNA, 1191 nt
Organism: Priceomyces carsonii
Lineage: Eukaryota; Fungi; Ascomycota; Pichiomycetes; Serinales; Debaryomycetaceae
Exons: 1
Coding region: 1-1191 (396 amino acids)
Biological process (GO): attachment of GPI anchor to protein
Cellular component (GO): GPI-anchor transamidase complex
Source: RefSeq, a predicted model, not a curated record
AUGAUAUUUAAGAGCCUUAGAUUUUGGUUUAUCACGUCCGUGAUAGUGCUGUUAGUUCUUCCAUUCUUACGUGCCUCUCAACGUCAAGACGAGGUUCAAAAAUUAGUUGAAUUGAAGCACUUUAUUAAUUCUAGCCUUGAGAUCACUUUACCAAUAUACGUUCGCUUUGGGGAUUAUGGUUUUCAAUUUCCAGAUUUGGUUACUGCUACACAGAUUCAGGUUGAUACUGAAUUGCCGAAGGUUAGUAAAAAGAAUUUGAAAGUUAAAUUGGUUGAUAAUUUAGAAUUAGGUCAAAUCAAUAGGAGCCAACCUUAUGAAUCUACUUACGAUGAACAGUACAAGGUAGACUUAUUCUUUUCAACAGAUAACACAGUUGGAAUGGACUCUACAGAUAUGACUGCGUUUGUGUUUUAUAACUUGGAUGCAAUUAGAUCAAAUGAUCUACCUUUUUUCCUUACUCAGACCGUUAUUUAUCAUUUAUUGGAUUUCGAGCUCUCUAUGUCCCCUAAGGUUGAUCAUUUCAACUACUUCCCUACGCCCACUUUGAACUUCAUAUUAGUUGAUAAUGACAGUGAGACUGAUGUAGUGAAGCUCAAAGGAAUUAUAGAAGGACUACUCUUUGAUUUUCGAAAGCAUUUAAAUUCAUAUAUGAAUUUCACUAUUCAAACAUCUAAAAUUGAACCAGAGAAACUCUUAGAAGUGGAAGAACAACCUAAUGCAUAUAGCGAAAGUAUCGCCAAAUUCGUUAUUUCACAUGAAUCAAACCAAAAAGUUGUUACAGAAAGAUUCGAUGACGACUUUUUCACUUUCUUUUACAAUAAUGAUACAUCCUCUAAAUUUGUUGACCAAGAUAGAAACAUAUCCUAUUCGCUACAAGCUUUGAUUGAAGAAAGCUUGGGAUUUCCAGAUGUAAAAAAAAGUGUUACCUUAAAACAACUGGUGAUGAAGAGGCAUAGAACUAUAGAAGGUUUAAAUGCCAUAAUUGAUAAUUUUAUUAUUUGCUUCAAUGAACGAAAUGAAAAAAAUGUUAGGCUAUUCGAUGGUAAAUUGAAAGACCAUCUUGAAAAUCUCUCCACCCUUUUGAUUGAUUUGAAAGAAGAUGCAAAGCCAAACUGGGGAGAUUACCUUUUACGAGUCUAUAAGCUCAAUGAAGAUAUUAAACAGAUCAGAUACCAAUUGGAUGUAUUAUGA